GGUGUGGGCUUCUGAAGUGUUGUGUUGUAAUGCAUGUAUUGGUUCAUAGCAGUUGGACAGAUUGUUUUGUGGUCAGGUCCUCAGUCUCUUCCUCCACAGUGCCCAUGCCCCACAGGGCCCCAGAUGGCAGCUGGUAGAAAGAGCAAGGCAGUUUUUUAGACUGGAAAAGAUGCUGCUGGGAUCCAGAUAUCUGCUGUGAAUGGACAUGUUGCAAAGAUCACAAUCUUUUGCACAAAAUCCAAAUUUGCCCAUUGCUGUUUUUUUAAGCUAUAGAUGACAGGACACUUUUUAGACACUAUUCCCAAGAACGCAUGCAAAUGGCCAGGAAAAGGCUGAGCUGUGUCCUUGCAUUAGCAUCACCUGAACUGUUUUAUUUGUUUCCUCCAGGAAAAGAAACACCACUACCUAUGAGUCUGCAUAUCUGUGCCACCCUGGGGAAAGUGCUGGAAACAAGUAUGGUCUGGCAAGACUCCUGAGACACUCUCAGACCUGUCACGUCACCAAAGAGUGGACGCACAAUCUGUCAAGCUCAACCCAGACCCCUUAAGGAAUUCUGGUCAUUUAAGGACUGGAAGAACGCCUUCCAGGUCUUUCCGAUGCCACAUGAGCACCUCCCUGAAAAGACUUUGCUUAUCAAAACAAAGGUCAGGGAGGUGUAAGUGCAGUCAAUCAAGAGAAGAAGCAAUAAAAGGCAUGGUCAUAGCAGACCUGAAACAGGAAGAAGGUUGUGACAUUGAGGUGGAUGUAGUUUCUGUUACGCUGGUUGCAUCAGUUCCUUUCUGAAACUCAUAAAGCAACCUAUGAGAAAGUCUACAGAUGUUUGGCUUACAACAGUAUUGAAAUAAACAAUAUUUCUAAGUAAGAUCCCAAGAUUCUCUUCAAGGUACUCUGUGUUUUGAUCCUCCUUGCAUUUAUGUCCAAAUAAAUGUGCGGCAACACAGUAAAAAACACUGAAACAAUUGCCAACAUAUCUUCUGAUCUUGAGUGUGAUGGACUUCAGCCAUUUAUUUGUAAGAAAUAAUAUCAUUGAAUAUCACAUUACAUCGAACUCUCAAUUGUGCAAUAUCAGUGAACAGGGUGUAAUUCAUUGCCUCAAAACUUUGUAAACCACUGGAGCCACAAGCUGCAACUUCUUGUGACAGCUGAAGUAAGACACAGUCAUCCAUUGUCCUUCAGGGCUUUUUAUACUGUGCACUGGCUGGAAGUCUUAGUCCAUCUGUGCCGCAUAAAGAUUCAGGGUGACGCAGCCUGUAACCAAGGAGGGACUUUGAGACCGAAAUGGACAAACCCAUCCGUCCUCACGUCCCCUGCAAUGGCUGAGUGUCCUCCCCCAGUGCACUGAAGACGUUCUCUGCAGGACCGUACGCUACAUCCAGUUCCUCUAGCCAAGAACACCACACCCAGGAGUGAAUGUCCUGCCUCCGGCGCCAACCUGUGACCAUCCCUAUGGACACCGUCAAGAUCAUCCAGUCGGAGAAGUUCCCUCGGGAGUGUCCAAUCCCUGUGACCCAGCCUCGCUACGCACCACCUCCCCGUGUGGCCUGGGAUGGAGGAGGUGAGGGCGAGGUGAUUGUUAACCAGGCAUGUGGCGACCUGUCCAUGGAGGUCAAUGGGAACACUGUGGUCCCACCCAGACCCCUAGUGUCUCCUCCUGCCCCCGUCCUCCGCCGUGAAGCCAGUUAUCUUGCCCAGCGCAAGACCAGCACGUCCGACAUCUGCUACCAUCAGUUCCACUACAAGAUGGACAACGUAAUCGUCAACCAGUACGUGCUCCGCUCUUCCUCCACCUCUUCCUCCUCGUCCUCCACCUCCAGUAAUGGCCCAGUAAUGCCAUGCGAACCACUGGACUGCCCCACGUGUGGACACACCUAUAACUUUGCCGGCAAGCGGCCACGUAUCCUGUCCUGUUUGCACUCGGUGUGUGAGGAGUGCCUGCAGAUCUUGUAUGAGUCCUGUCCCAAGUACAAGUUCAUCUCCUGCCCCACUUGCCGCCGCGAAACCGUGCUCUUCACCGACUACGGGCUAGCCGCGCUGGCCAUCAACACCAGCAUCCUCAGCCGGCUGCCACCCGACCCGGCGGGGGCCGUGCAGUGGGGCACCGACGGUGACCGCAGCUGCUAUCAGACGGUCCGCCAGUACUGUCAGUCGGCUUGCACUUGCCACAUUGCCAACCCUCUUUCCUCCUGUGGCAUCAUGUAGACCGGAGACGGCUGAUGACCGGCACAACUCACCCCAAAAGCUAUCCACCUGUGCCCACCAUCUGAAACCUUGAGUCACACACAUCCACCUUCUCCGAAGGGUCACAGAUGAAUCUGUAUAUUUAAUAGCACAGGAUGCUAUGUGGACUUGAAGUGAAAAGGACACUUGUGUGCAAAGACAGAGAUAUGAAAUAUCAGAGUAAAUGUAUUUUAUGUAUAAAAUGAUUUCCCUAUAGCCCUCAAUCUCUUGUUUGGAUGUGUUCGUCAUUGACAUCUCUUUACAUGGGAAUGCCAAGGGAAGUCUAUCUCCCCCCAUACUGGGUAUAAUAAAGACUAAUAAAGAAUUUAAAGUCAAA
This is a messenger RNA of Pimephales promelas (fathead minnow), 2554 nucleotides long. The record is from RefSeq and is a predicted model, not a curated record. Lineage: Eukaryota; Metazoa; Chordata; Actinopteri; Cypriniformes; Leuciscidae.